GCUUGCCCCAAUCUUUUCACGCCAUUCUCAUCGCACUCUCCUCCUGAAGCGCUCAUUCAAGAAACGUCCGUGCAGUGGAUACGCUAUCGUCAGCAAUAAUAUUGUGCACAUUCCCAGACAGAUAUCCUUAGUACUUGCCACACUAUGCCAGCCCCUCCUCCACCUCCUCCGCCAGGUCCACCUCCCCCACCCGUUGCGACUUCAGCUCCGCCAGCAAACACUGCACUCUUAAAGUCUAUCCAGAAAGGAGCCAAACUGAAAAAAGUGCAAACCAAUGACCGCAGUGGUCCUCUUUUGGAUGCUCCGAAACCAGGUCCGGGAGCAGGAGGAGGCAGAUCUCCGCCAAUGCCCCGACCACCAGGCGCUGGUGCAGGAUCUGGCAGUGGUGGCGGUGGUGGUGGAGCUCCUAUGGGAGGUCCAGCAGGACUUGGUGGUUUAUUUGCAGGAGGAAUGCCAAAGCUGAGAUCAACCGGAUUGAAACCUGGAAGCGCAGAUUCCGCUCCCGAACCUAGACCAAUACCACCCAAGCCAAAAUCUGGACCUUCUUCCCCUACACUACCUGGAGCAUUCGGCAGACCUCCAGCUCCUGCGGCGCGCGGCACACCGCCGCCUGCACCGGCAAGAGCAACUCCUCCGCCAGCCCCUGCCCGAUCAGCCGCCCCACCUCCAGCACCUCCGCGAUCGUCUGAACCAACUUCGCCACCUAUGCCGCGGGCUGUUCCACCUCCGGUGCCAGGACGAACCCCUCCACCUCCGGUGCCGAAUCGCAGUGCCGCUACGCCAACGCCUCAACCACUUGCACCUGCGUCUAGGGUCAGUACAUUUCCCAAAACCAAUGCGGCCCCCGGGAGACCUGCUCCUCCACCUCCCCCUGGCGGGGGAUCGACGAGGGCCCCGCCUCCACCGCCGCCGUCUCGUACCAAUGUGAAGGACAUGUUUGAAAGACCGCCUGCUCCACCAGCACCUGGAAAUCGCCCAAUACCGCCACCUCCGUCAGGUGGCCUUCGGUCGUCAAAUACCUUAGGAGCUUCGGGCUUUGCCGCAGCACGUAAUGGUCCCAUAAAGCCCUCAUUUUCAGCUAGUAGUAUCUCAAGCUUGGACCGUAGGGCCAGUACGACAAGUUCAGGUCCACAGUAUGAGACCGAUGGGCGUUGGACCUUCCGUACAGAUUUGCCGCCACCUCGGCACUUUCCCUCUGGUGCUUCCCAAGAUUCUACUUCCAAUGGGUUCGGGGGAAGCGUCGGUGUGUCGAGCCCGGGUCUUGGUAAGCGUCCGCCUCCACCUCCCCCAGCUAGGAGGUUCAGUGCUGCCCCGCCGCCUCCACCCUCAAGGAGCCGUGAAGGCUCUGUUGGGCAGACUGCGGAUGUAACACGCUAUGUUGAUGACAUGGUGCCGAGACUCGAACAAGAGCUGGCACGCUCCAUCGCCAACGCCGAUUUCAUGAAAUGUCAAAAGUUAAAAGACGCCACGGAUCAAUUAAAUAGUCUGAGGACAAAAGCGCAAGGUGGAACCGCCCCGGUUCUUAUUAUGGACGAGUUCCGCCGAGUGAAAAGUGUUGCGGAAGCGUUGGUGUGAUCGAAUCUCGAUGAUUUUGGCUUGGGAUGGGUAAUGAUUGUUAUCUGCGUGGAAUAAUAUAUCUAUCGAAGGUUGUAUGAUCGUAUGAUACGGCGUUACCAAAUUGCAUGAUUGAACAACUGCCAUCAUAAAAAGAAGCCCAUUGUACAUAUACGACCAGCAAUUCAUUGUCGCAUUGAUCACGGGUUCGUUAGGGUUAGGCUAGGAUGGCGGUCGGGGUUGUGAUCGGGGUUGGAAUUUAGAGUUAACCAUAACAUUCUUGUACAACUUAGGAAGGUAUUUUACAUUUUUGCCUUCAUAACUAUUUGGAUGGCUUUCGGUCCCAAUGCUGUCCUCUUUCC
Molecule: messenger RNA, 1916 nt
Organism: Spizellomyces punctatus DAOM BR117
Lineage: Eukaryota; Fungi; Chytridiomycota; Chytridiomycetes; Spizellomycetales; Spizellomycetaceae
Exons: 4
Coding region: 145-1575 (476 amino acids)
Molecular function (GO): actin binding
Source: RefSeq, a predicted model, not a curated record